UUGAGCAGAGUCUCCUAUCAAAUGAGCGUAUACAAUGGGCGAACUAAACUGAUUUUCAUAACUUAUUGUUAUUAUUUUUGCAUUUUGGGCUAAUUUUACUUUAUUAGGAGUCAUUAGGAGCACUGUGCUGUUUACGUUUGCAACUGUUAGUUUUAAACAAUACUUCGCCUAAACAAAAACACUGAUUGUUUAGCUGGUUCGGCAGCCAGCUGAACUAUUAACGUUGAGUGUUUCUUCAUUUUCCAAAGCGGUUCCAGGACACAUCUGGACAUAUUCAUCUUUCAUACGUUUUUUUUUUGGAAAUUCUGGACAGGACUGGGUCACCACCCCUUGUCACAGCGCCAUGGCUGACAGCAGCAUACUUACUUUAGGGCCGGGCCGGAGCAUUCUGGUGGACUCCUCCGUGUACGACUCCCGGAUGGCCGAGACCUCAAAGGAGCAAUAUUUCAUUGGUCUACACUCAGACGAGACAGAGGGUGUAUUGCCCAGAGUUGAGACCAGGGUGGUGUUGGUUGGGGAGGCCAGCAACAUGGCAGAACUUGAGAAAGCUCUUCAGGCCAUCACAAUAAUGGAAGUCCCGGUGGUAAAGAUUAAAGAAGGGCAGCCGGGCACAGAAGCGCGUGAGAAAUUGAUAAAAUCUAUAGUCAAUAUGGAUUUAAACACCCCCUGUAUCAAGACUGACAAUGUCCGUGAUUUUGGUGAUGGUGAGAACUGCGAGUUCGAGACAGUGUUUGUGUUGAAAGACUUCCAGGCUCCUGAAUACAGCUUCCUGUACAAGAAUGACAACCGUAUCCUGGGGCCUCCUGCCGUGAUGCACUGCGCCAACAAGGGAGAGCCUCUGCCGUUCUCCUCCAGGCCACUCUACUCGAUGACCAUGCUCAACUUGUCUCUCUGCUUCACUGGUUUUCGUAAAAAAGAUGAAGUGGUUGCUUUGGUUAAUCUUGUCCAUCACAUGGGUGGCACCAUCAGAAAAGACUUUGACAGUGCUAAAGUCACGCACCUCAUCGCCCGCUCAACACAUGGUGAAAAGUACAGGUUGGCAGUGUGUAUGGGCACACCCAUCCUCACCCCUGACUGGAUACGCAAGGCAUGGGAGCACAGAGAUGACAUUAAUUUCCACGCAGGCAACGAGCAGUUCCGCACUGAGUUUAAAGUUCCUCCAUUCCAGGACUGUGUCCUCAGCUUUCUGGGCUUCUCGGAGGAAGAAAAAAACAACAUGGAGGAGAGGACGCAGAAACAUGGUGGACGCUUCCAGGCGGUGGGCGAUGAAAGGUGCACCCACUUGGUAGUUGAGGAGAACUCCAUUAAAGAACUGCCCUUUACUCCCCUAAAAAGACUCUAUGUAGUGAAGCAGGAGUGGUUUUGGGGCAGUAUACAAAUGGAUGCCCGUGCAGGGGAAUCGAUGUACUCUUAUGAAAAGCCGGAGAGUCCUGCCAUGAAGAAGGCUGUGUCAUUGCUGUCUCUCACGACGCCCAACAGCGGCAGAAAACGACGGCGUCUCCGUGAGACAUUGGCUCAGCUCACCAAAGAGACAGAGAUUUCUCCCUUCCCACCACGCAAGAGACCCUCGGCUGAACACUCGCUCUCCAUGGGCUCCCUGCUGGACAUCUCCAACACUCCAGACACCAAGUCCAGUGGAGAGCUCAGGUGCAGAAGAAGCAGCGGUAGGCGGAGGAGCAGCAGACAGAGUAGAUCAGAGAGACUGCAGCGCACCAGCACUCCUGUGUGCAGACAGGAGGACCAGACAGAGAAUGCCAAAGUCCCCAAAAGCUCAACGCCUGCACUUCCCAAGCAGUCAGCACGAUGGCAGGUCUCUAAAGAGCUCUACCAAACCGAGAGCAACUACGUUGAUAUCUUGGCCACGGUCCUGCAGCUCUUCAAAUAUCCGCUGGAAAAAGAGGGGCAGGUGGGCGGCCCCAUUCUGGCACAGGAAGAGAUCAAGACCAUCUUUGGCAGCAUUCCAGACAUCUAUGAAGUGCACACGAGAAUAAAGGCGGAUCUGGAGGAGCUGGUGAUGAACUGGUCUGAAGAGAGGAGCGUUGGAGACAUUAUCCUGAAAUAUUCUGGAGAGCUGGUGAAGGCCUACCCACCAUUUGUCAACUUCUUUGAGAUGAGCAAAGAGACCAUAGUGAGAUGCGAGAGACAGAAGCCCAGGUUUCAUGCCUUCCUGAAGAUUAAUCAGUCUAAACCAGAAUGUGGCCGUCAGACUCUCGUUGAGCUUUUGAUUCGUCCCGUGCAGAGACUGCCAAGCGUCGCCCUCCUGCUGAAUGAUAUAAAGAAACACACAUCAGAUGACAACCCAGAUAAAGUGACACUUGAAAAGGCCAUCGAGUCUCUCAAGGAAGUGAUGACCCACAUAAAUGAGGAUAAAAGGAAAACAGAAGGACAGAAGCAGAUCUUUGAUGUUGUUUAUGAGGUGGACGGCUGUCCUGCCAACCUGUUGUCGUCACAUCGAAGUCUGGUUCACAGGGUGGAAACCAUUGCUCUGGGAGACAAACCCUGCGAUCGGGGAGAACAUGUCACACUUUUCCUGUUCAACGACUGUUUGGAGAUCGCCAGAAAGAGGCACAAGGUGAUAACCAAUUUUCGGAGUCCGUUGGGUCAGACGCGACCACCUGCCCAGCUCAAGCACAUCACCCUGAUGCCCCUGUCCCAGAUCAGAAGAGUUCUUGACAUCCAGGACACAGAGGAAUGUCAGAACGCCUUCGCCCUGGUGGUGCGUCCUCCUACAGAACAAGAGAACUUGCUAUUCAGUUUCCAGUUGACGGCUGAAGACACCCUCAAAACUACCUGGCUCAAAACUCUCUGCCGUCAGGUGGCCAAUACGAUCUGUCGAGCUGACGCGGAAGAUCUCAUUCAGAGCACCGAUCCUGACUCGGUCCAAGUGAGCACUAAGGACAUGGACAGCACGCUCAGCAGAGCAUCCAGAGCCAUCAAAAAGACAUCAAAGAAGGUCACUCGAGCGUUUUCUUUCACUAAAACCCCCAAGCGUGUGCUUCAGAGGGCUUUUAUGGCCAAUGGUACCCCAGAUGAGAGAAGUCCUUGCCCAGAUGCUGAUCGCAUGAGCCGAAUGUCCAGCAGCUCCACACUGGCUACUGUUCAUUCCCCAUCCAUGAUCAACCUCUCCUCUGCCUUCGAGAGGAAGUACCACACUUUCAGUCGAUCCACUACUCACCUGAUCUGAACUUUGCGUCCUGCGCUCUACAGUAUUGUAAUUAAUUGGAACACUAUGGUACCACGUCCGCCCGACGCCUCUAGCCCAAGCCACCCCCCCAUCCGGGUUUAAUUUACAGGUCCGAGACCCACCAAAUGAAGGACGGCUUGUGUUGAUGUCGACGUCUGGGCAAAUUUAAUUAACAUGGAGAGACAUUUAUAACUGACAUGUUCUGAUUUUAUUAGAGGGUAGAGUUUUCACACGAUUAUUAACCACUGAAUGUAUUACUUCCUCAUGUUUUAUAAGAUAGGCUUAAUCUAAACUAAUCUAGUUUCCAGCUUUUAUAAAGCUACAGACAUCUGGCCGUUGCAUUUAAGCUGUCACAGUAAGGUUUAUAACGCAACACUGCAUACUUUUAGAACUGAUUUUUAUUGUUGAUUCAGGGGUAGAGGUUUCUAAAAGUCAAGAGUCGUUGCGGUCAGCUUUCCAUAUUUAUUCUCUAGAAUCGGUUUAUGUAAAUCUUCCUUUCUAUUUAUGUGUAAAUAUUGAUGUUUUCUCUUUGUGAUUGUGUCAUACUAAUAGUAGUUUGUCUCCGUCGCUUGUUUUGUUUUUUGUAGUCUGUGCACUUAUGUCUACACAAACAUUUAUUCGUGUGUAAAGGAAAAUUUUUUUCUAUAAAAGGGAUUCAUAUAAUGUCCUUGUCUACUGCAGAUUUGCUUGGAGUGGGCUGGUUUUAUGUCAUUGGUUUGACUACUUUUGAA
Danio aesculapii is the source of this 3915-nucleotide messenger RNA. It is a transcript of the gene ect2, whose product is annotated as epithelial cell transforming 2. Gene Ontology annotation, biological process: nervous system development; activation of GTPase activity; mitotic cytokinesis. The record is from RefSeq and is a predicted model, not a curated record. Gene Ontology annotation, cellular component: nucleus; cell cortex. Gene Ontology annotation, molecular function: guanyl-nucleotide exchange factor activity; GTPase activator activity. Bases 344 to 3184 code for a protein of 946 amino acids. The transcript has 26 exons. NCBI's taxonomy places the organism in Eukaryota, Metazoa, Chordata, Actinopteri, Cypriniformes, Danionidae.